This is a messenger RNA of Linum trigynum, 2348 nucleotides long. The record is from the annotation of a GenBank genome assembly. Lineage: Eukaryota; Viridiplantae; Streptophyta; Magnoliopsida; Malpighiales; Linaceae.
GAUAAAAUAUGCUUAUAUCGCACUAUGAAAUUCACAGUUACAAGAAGUGGAUUAUACAUAAUAGAAACUGAAAGCCUGAAACCAAACCAAACAAUUCAAAACUUUAUGCGUCUCUGAUAUUAAUGGUUUCAAUUUGGUUUCACCAUUCUUAAUCUUUUAAAAGCGAAACUAACAAAAUUCGGAAUUCACAAAUUUAUGCUCAAAGCUAAACUAAAUUAUAUGUUAAUUCGAUUAGAACAUUGAAUAUUCGUUAGAUCCAACUCGGACUAAUCUUUGUUCAUCUCAAAUUGAGAGCAUGUGGUGAAAUGUUGCUUCAAUUUUGUUUCCUUUCAGGGACUAUGAUCAUGGUAGUCCUGAACUUUGGAGAAGUUGAAUUUUUCUUUCAAUUGAGUAAUGUAUACAUAUCACAUCUCCAAUAUAUUGUAUUUGCCUCCAUCCAUGAUAAUUGGCUAUCACUAUAGGAACAAUAAGUAUUUUCACUUUGUUUGGUAGUAUCAUCACAAUAAUUAAGAUGAUAGCCCCUAGAGAGAUAUGUAGUACCCUUCUAAGAAUUGACUUGAGCUUGAGCACCUUUUACUAGUCAUUAUAAAUGGGUAGCUAUAGUGAUGGUGUUGGUCAAUUAUUUUGCUAUUGAGUAUCCACAUACACAAAUGGAUGAUGAUUCUUUGUUUAAUUCCUCAAUCGAUUGGAUCUUAUUGAUUCCAUAUGAAUGUCUGUAUUGAUCUAUCGUGUUUUUUAAUCAUUACAAUGUAAUUUUAUGCAAAAUAUUGUUCUACAAUGUAAUCACCACAAUAAUGAAGAUAUAUUAUUCUCCCAAAAUUAUACGAAAUUGGAACAAAUUAAAUGGGAAAAAAUCCAGGCUAGCUAGAGUCUGUUAAAAGGAAUAUAAUUGAGAUGCAAGUUUGUUUUCUAUAUCUUUUUUGUUGUUGUUUUGGGAACAUUCAAAUUGCAUCAUGCAUGCCCAUAUGAAAGAAAGGCCACAUACCCUUCAACCUUUUGGCUGCCUCCCUGAAAAGGAGAAAAGGAAUAUACUCCUCGAUCUUCCAUCCAAUUCAGAAGAGAUUGAUGAGAGAUGCUUUAUCAGAAGAACUAAAGGGGUUAUGAAGUUUCAAGAGAGGAUAGGGUGAUUCGAAUUCAUGAUUUAGUUCAAUUAUCUCAUUUUGUAACAAUCAAAUCAAAUUAUUUCAUUUGGUAAUACAAAAAUCGGAUAGAGAAUUUGAGUUCGGAAUUUUUGAUUUGUUAUGAGAUUCUUAUAAUUAUCUUAAAGGUGUAGAGCUAAUUCCAGUUGUUUCAUUACAAAUACUUCAUUUUGUAAAAUGAAGUAAUUCGGUUAAUAACCUCUUUUUCAAAUUGUUCCAUGCAAAUGAUCAUGUUUUGUCAUAAUAUCUCUCCUGGAUCCAUUAGAAUCUGACAUUGGAGAGGGAAAAGUUGAAAAGUUUAACAAAUUGGAGAAGUAUGUAUGGGAUAAUAAGCACACAUUCCUAAUUGUUAGGAAUGACAAUCAAAUCCACUUGUAUUGGACUGUUUGUGAUCUAAUCAACGCGGUGUAGAUAAAAUCCGCAAACAGAUUGAUGGAAAUGGAGAGAGUAUGAUUUUAGUCUCCCCACUUUAUAUCCAUACUCAUAUCCGGGUCACCAAGAAUAUUACUUUGUUUAUAAAAAUAUAGAGAUUAUAUUUUAAUCUGUCAAUGACAGAGGAAGUACAUGUUGUACCAGGAGUUGUUGUUGAGCGCGAGUUCGUCGAAGAUGAACGAGAAAAUGGAGGUGCAGGUCGAGAAGAACUGGAGGCUCGAGAUGGACCUGCCGCGAAGUUGGAUGGCGUGCGUGAGAUUCUCAGCAAUAAGGCUGAUCAAAUUAUAAAGCGAAUCGAGCAGAAUCAAAAUAGGAGAAUGAGAACUCGUAAUUCAUGAUUUUUUUUAUCCUUUGGAUCUCGUGAUGAAGUAUCGAUCAUAAGGUUUGCGAGGAUUUGUGUAGCAAUGCGACAGAAUGAAUAAAUAAAAUUGAGUCAGUUAGUUGCCUUUUAAGAAAUCAUUUUACAAUUAUGCCUAAUUAUCCUUUUAUGCGAUAUUCGUUCUUAUUUACCGCGCAAACUAAUAAUGAUGUACAUCUUAUUUACUUCAUUUUGGAUAUUUAUGAACUAAUUCGAUAAGAUAACAUUUUAUGCAUGCCUAUUGAAGUUAUAUUCAGUUAUCUGCUACCUAAAACCCAAAGAAGUGUACCCGUAGUACACUUUCGAUAUUGUCCAUGCAUUGCAUUGUCAUUUUGAUCAUUAACCCAUCUCAAAACGAUCUCAAUCUUCUUUUUAACUUGUACAAUAAUAACAAUGAGCAAGAAAAUAUGUGAAAAUCA